AUGCAGACGCGACUGAACUGCCGCCUUAUACAGAACAGCGACUGCCGCCUUAUGCAGAACAGCGACUGCCGCUUUUAUACAGAACGGCGACUGCCGCCUUAUACAGAACAGCGACUGCCGCUUUAUACAGAACGGCGACUGCCGCCUUAUACAGAACAGCGACUGCCGCCUUAUGCAGAACAGCGACUGCCGCUUUAUACAGAACAGCGACUGCCCCCGCCUUAUACAGAACAGCGACUGCCGCCUUAUACAGAACAGCGACUGCCGCCUUAUACAGAACAGCGACUGCCGCCUUAUACAGAACGGCGACUGCCGCCUUAUACAGAACGGCGACUGCCGCCUUAUACAGAACAGCGACUGCCGCCUUAUACAGAACGGCGACUGCCGCCUUAUGCAGAACAGCGACUGCCGCUUUAUACAGAACAGCGACUGCCGCCUUAUACAGAACAGCGACUGCCGCCUUAUACAGAACAGCGACUGCCGCCUUAUACAGAACAGCGACUGCCACGCUAA
Molecule: messenger RNA, 513 nt
Organism: Homalodisca vitripennis (glassy-winged sharpshooter)
Lineage: Eukaryota; Metazoa; Arthropoda; Insecta; Hemiptera; Cicadellidae
Product: glutenin, low molecular weight subunit-like
Exons: 1
Coding region: 1-513 (170 amino acids)
Source: RefSeq, a predicted model, not a curated record